CUUUGCCGUAAAGGAGCUCGCCUGGGCCAACGUCGCUGCUGCCCUUGGUAGGCGAGCGGCCAUGAGCGGGAAUGGCGGGACCAAGGCCCUGGAGCUGCUGCGGUCGCUGCCCAGGGUCACCCUAGCCAACCUAAGGCCCAGCCCAGGCUCCAAAAGGCGGGAGAAAAGACGUGGCCGAGGAAGAUAUGGAGGUAGGAAGUGUGGUCGAGGUCACAAAGGAGAAAGACAAAGAGGAAAUCGUCCUCGAUUAGGCUUUGAGGGUGGUCAGACUCCAUUUUACUUGGCCAUACCAAAAUAUGGGUUUAAUGAGGGACAUAGCCGCAGACGUCAGUAUCACCCGCUCAGUCUUCAGAGGCUGCAGUACCUGAUUGAUUUGGGUAGAGUUGACCCCACGCAACCAAUUGAUUUAACACAGCUCACUAAUGCCAGAGGUGUAACAGUGCAACCUCUCAAAAGAGAUUAUGGUGUCCAGCUGGUGGAGGAGGGUGCUGAUAUCUUUUCAGCAAAAGUAAAUAUUGAAGUGCAGAGGGCAUCUGAAUUAGCAAUUGCAACCAUAGAAAAAAAUGGAGGUGUGGUAACAACGUCAUUCUACGAUCCAAGGAGUUUGGAAAUUUUGUGUAAGCCAGUAGUAUUUUUCCUGCGUGGCCAGCCUAUUCCAAAGCGAAUGCUUCCACCUGAAGAUCUAGUCCGUUACUACACAGAUGCCAGGAAUCGUGGAUACCUGGCAGAUCCAUCUAAGGUUGCAGAAGCCAGGCUUGAACUUGCCAAGAAAUACGGUUAUGUCUUACCUGACAUAACUAAGGAUGAACUCUUCAAAAUGUUAAGCACACGCAAGGAUCCUAGACAGAUAUUUUUUGGUCUUGCUCCAGGAUGGAUCGUAAACAUGGCAGACAAGAAAAUUCUAAAACCAACUGAUGAGAGGCUCUUAAAAUACUAUAGCUCUUGAAUUCAGGACUGGAGACAACUGCAGGUGUACAGGAAACAUCUGGGGAAUAACAAGAAGCGGAUGAAUUUUUUUGUUGGUGUUUGUCAACCAGCCCAGAUUUUUGCUCCACUCAACAAACUGCCUUGUCAAUUAAUAUGAGCAUCUGUAAUCGCAAAACAAAAUAAAACUAGUCUUCUAUUCUCGUGCUGGUUAAAUAAUCUGAAAUCCAGAGAUUAACAAUGGAAAGUCACUAGUUUUUGACAACUUGCGCUUCAGCUUCUAUUGUUUGUUGUUAAUGUGUUAGAUGCUAUCAGUAAUGGUCGGUCUCCUGACUUGUGGUUUAAGUAUAGGUGAAAAAGCAAAACAACACCAAUAUAAAAUUGCAUUGUGAAUAGCAGGAAUUUAGUCUUGGUGGUGUUAACAUUCAUAUUUUAUAAGGUGCACAGCACUUUUUUGGCACAUUAAUAAUAAUACCGUGUGCCAAAAAAAGUAUAGCUAGUGUUAACUUGAAUGUGAAGUAAAUAACUUUCUCACUUUUUAGAUGUAUCCUGUUCUGCAUCCUGAUGAUUGUUGGUUUGGAACUUUAAAUGACAAGCAAUACUUUUUUUUUUUUUUUCUUUGUUAUUACAAUACUACUGCCUCCAUUUGGGAAGGAGUUGGAGGAGGGGGGGAAGAGUAUUUAUUGCCUUCCCUUAUUUGUGCCAUAAUGUUUCUGUUUUUAUGAAUCAAUUCACAAUUGUAUUUUGUGGAGGUGGUGGUACUCAACAGGAAAGCUACUUAACUGGAAGCAAAGAAGGAAGUUAGUCAUAUUAGUGAAGACCAGAAGACAAAAGUGUUUAUGUAUCAUUGUGUAUUUUUGGGAGGAGAAGAGGCGGGAAGGCAACUUUGUUUGCACUCCUGCUCUUUGUAUUAAAAUGAAGAAAUUGCUCGCAGCAAUUUUUUUUUUUCCUAAAUCAACUUCUUUGAUAUACACACGCGUGCAUGCACUGGUUUCUGUAGGUUUCUAAAUGGUUUUCAGGUGAAAGGGUAACUUGGAUAAAAUGAUAACAGUGAAAGAAAGAAUGAAAACAGGAAACAGAUGUCUGGUGACGUCGAGGGAUUGGAUAGCACUUAUUCAGUGAACGACAUCUUAGUCACAAGGCAGCUGUAUCCUGGCUCUGAUACUAUAACGCUACAAAUACCUUGGAGCCAAAACAGCCACGUUCCACAAAAUCCGGUCAUUCUACUUUAUAAAGGUGAUCUUUUAUCAUCUUAUAAUUGGAGAUGGCAAAAAGGGCUGUAUGUUGCUUUAUUUAAAAUAUGCAAUGUUCGUCUUUUUUUUUCUCUCUUCUGUUUACAGUAGCUAGUGUUUUAUAACUGUUCUGAUUUUUAUUUACUAGUGAAAAAAGUGACAAGGCUAUAGAGGAUUUCCUGUUCAUUUUAUCUCGUCAGGAGCACAAGUCUCCUGGCAACUGAAUACAGAAUUAUCAAAGUAAGUUAUUGACAAGGUUUCUAAUAAAUCUGUAAUAAACAGCCUCCCAACGGACUGUUUAUAUGAGGGUCAGGCUCACUGGUGCAAGACUUUUAAGCCAGCACUGGCAUCUAAGGCCACGGUCUUUACUUAAGAAUAUAUACCAUGUUUUCAUGUUCAUAAGAGAAAUGAUUGCCCUGGGUAUCCUGUUUUGAUAGGGGUUUUUCAUAUGCAACGAUGUAUUACACAGCAAGAAGUACCCAAUCUGCUGUAACCGGAAAAGCACUAUCAAGGAGCUGAGGAAAAGAAACAUUAUUUGUGCCGUAAAAUACUGAAAGCCAUGUCAAUUUUUAGCAACAGCAUCAUACUUUUGAAUGGUUCCUUGAUAAAACCGUGAGACUGAAAUCAAAAUAAAGGCUUCCGAAGGAGUACAUACCUUGUUAUAUCAUACCUUGAUGAUUAGAAAUCACCUGUUUCUUUUGAGCUAGAACACUAACAGCAGCCACAGAAUACUACCCUUGCAGGUGGCUGACUGGAGAGUCAAAAUGAACUAAGUUAAGUAAGUUUUCCCUUAUAUGUACAACAAAGACAUGCUGGCUUUUAAUUCAUUAUACUUCAUAGUAUAGCAUUCGUGUUUAACAACCAAAACUUGACCGUACCACUCACUGAUUUCCAAAAAGGAAUAAAUGAAUAAAUCAGUGGCCCUGAGCUGAAUCUUCACUGGCAGUGUGCCAACAUUGUUUUGACAUACAAGCAUAAUUGAUGUUAUGCUCCAGGAAGUCAUAUAAAAGUGAUCGAUUAUGAAGAUAGCUUCCCAUUGCUAUUUUGCUGUUCUCUGGUUUAUUGCUAAAAUUUAAAAUGCUAAUGCAAAGCUAACUUUGCACGGUUGAACACUCAAAAGUUCUGUAAAAAUUUGUCUCUAAUUUGAAAUUGUUGAGUUUUGCAUUUUAAAUAUUUGAGUGUUAUAUUUACAUAUAUCUAGAAUAAGAAAGAUGCUGUGUCUGUCCAAAAUGGCCAGUUUAAUAUUCCCUAUGCAGAUUUAUUUCUUAAAAUUUCUUGAUUGGUGAUCAGAUGGGAAUAGUUUUACAUAACUCUCAGUCCGUACUUCAGUUCAUUGUGUUAUGGUUUAGUCUGUGAAAAGAUGUAGUUAGAAGUCCUGGUGUGACAGAAUUCUGACCCAUUAGGAAAAUCGCGAACUUUUUAAGCUCCUUCAUCUCUUAGCUCAGGUGGUCCAUCUUGGUCUUUUGUAGCAGAAAUAUAUGGCAUUGUCUAAAGAAUUACUGGUUUCUGAGUGGAAGCAAACUAUCCUCAGAUCUGUUCUACCUCCUCUGGUUAAUAUUCCCUCUGUUGCAUCUACAUCUUCCCGAGGUCUCUUCUCGCUUCUCCUGUUGUAGUGGUGGGAACUACAGGGCUCAAUCAUUCUCACAGUGUCAUCCUGUCUGGCCCACUCUGGGUUUGAAAAUCUGGUUGUUUUAUGUGCCUCUGGAGCAGGAAAAGUGUUGAUCAUUCCUGCAUCUGUUUAUACGAGGGGGUUUUUCGUGGCUUGAGUUUCCUGGACUGGUGUUGCUUUUGUUGUUAAAAAUGUCAACAGCGAUGUUGUUUACUUGUUAACCUUGUAGAUUCCAAGACACAUGCGGGCCGAGUUGGAGAGGCCUUUGAGCAACAGAUUCGGAGUUUACUCAGAGUCAAGGAACACUCCUAGAAGUGUGUCCGUGCACUUAACUCAGAAUUACACACGCUAGUACAAGUCUUAAUGAAUAGGCAAUUUUGUGUUCCAUGCAUCAAUGCCCAAAUCGGUCUCUCCUUGCACUUUUGGAAACCCGGAGUCUGUAAGGUUUGUUCUGGUUUCAUGAUAGGAUUGUUCUGUCUGCUCUCUAAUCUAUAAAUAAGGGUAAGGUAGCCUGAAAGUCUGCCAUUUCUUGAUGUUUCUAUUUUUAUUGUUAUUCCUUGGGCAGGUAACGACAGCUAGAGGUUUGUGUACGUAGAGCAAUUUAUGAAAAAUAAGUUGAUGUGUAAAUUUAAAAUAAACUAGUUCUCUGGGGGGGGUUGUUUAGUGGGUUUUUUUGGCGACGCUAGUGUAGUUUGCCUUGCUCCCAGUAUGGACUACCUUAAAUUAAGAAAAUAAAUUCACUCUUAAUAUCUGACAAGGGAGAUGCUUUCUGUACUUUGUAGCUAUGGUUCAGAGUUUCAAAAGUUGGAAUCCAAGUUCCCUAUAAAUUUAGCAUAUUGAGAUAUUGCCUUAAUUUCAAAAUUAAUGCAAGUCUGUUUACAUUGCUCACAUGUAGACAGUUGUUUCUCAUUUCAUACACAGUAGAAAUCUGAUAGUGGAGCCUGAAGGAUCACUGUGUGUAGGCUGAAGCAGACAUCUGAGCAACUAAAUUGCGCUCUAGGUAGUUUUAAGGUAUAGUGCAGCUGUAUACAUCUAAAACAUAAGUAUCUGGAACUGAAUCCCACUCUGUUUUCAGUGACACAUGAUGCUUGAAGUUAACGGUGGGAAGAUCUUGGGCAUCAGGAGUCACCCGUGUGGAUUGCCUGGCUCAGCAUUGGGAACUUCUGAAGUUUGAUGUACCAGGUUGUGUUUGUCUUUGAAAAUAAGCAUGCUAAUUUAAUAAAAAACAAGUCAGAGGACAUCUUGGUGCCACAAGAGGUGAAAUGCUGGCCAUUAGAUGAUCUGUUAUUUUACAACUAUUGGAGGGCACAGCUUUUCCAGGAUAUAAAAUUGGUGGCAUCCUCACCUAGAAGCUUCUGACUCUUUCAAGGUGGAUGGCUCCCAGUUCACAGCUUUGCACUGGUAUUGCCAUUCAAAAUUUGGCUACCUACCUGCUUUGGUCCUCGUGCAAUCCGUUGCUGAUGUUUGUGCUAACACUAAUGUAUGCAUUUCCUCUGUAAGCAAAGCAUGGAAAUUAAAGUCGCCUGAACUUGCAAAUGAGAAAAAAAUGGGAGGGGAGGAUAGUGUCCCUCUGAGGUGUCAUCUUCAGCAAGUCAUGCUUGUAAUGGUCAGAGAAGGUGACUGAGAUACUUAAACAGAGAUGUUCUCAGAGAGCGAUGAGACAACAUGCAGGCCAGUGUGUCUCUUAGGGCACUCCUACAACUGCCGUGAUGAAUUGUGGUGUGCCUAUAAAAGAGAGAUUUGGGACUGAUCCUUCUACAGAGUUUGACUUGCCAUUUCUUCUGUUUUCAGUGAUUUCUGGGUCCCUGAAACAUAGACAUGUUGGGUUUUUUUAUGCAUAGGCAAUCUUUUUUUUUUUUUUUUUUUUUUUUUUUUUUUUUUUUUGGCAAGGCAGUCGCAGUAAUCGCCACAGCAGGCUGUCUGGGUACAGGCCAUGCAGAAGGCUUGAGACUGUUCCAGUCAAAAUAUUAUUCUACUGGUUUUCUGUUGGGCUUGGCUGACUUGACAUUGCUGCUGCCCUGACUUCUAGGACUUGUGAAAUGUCUGAGUUAGUUGGGUCGGGCUGGGUUUUGUUGUUGUUGUUGGAAGGCUCCAGCCCUUCCAGGUUCAUCAUUAAAGACAGGUGUUUACUGUGGAAUGAUCAUGAAAUGAAUUACCCUAACGAGGAUGUGAAUGUGUUGCAAAAUUCUACCUGGUUCAGCUUUUCUGCACUUGUUUGUAUCUGAGGGAAUUGAAGCACUGGGAUGCUAUGAUUUUGUCUGUCUUUAUUGUAGAAAAGCUUAUCUGCCCAUUAAGAGAACCAAAGAAGAAAAUGGAGGGUAAGAACCUGUCAAGUCAUUUUUGCUGCAUCUUGUGAAAAGUGCAUGUUUGCCCAGUUCGAACUGUUGCUCUCAGCUGAGCUGGAUGACUUGACUUGCAGCAUAUUAGGAAACUGCAAUGGCAGCAGACUGCUAUGGGCAGUGACUCGCUGCUGUGGUACGGUGGUUGGUCCUAGAGAAAGAAAAGAGAAUCUGUGCAGCCUUGGGAACAUGAGAAUCGGGAUAUGAUAGUCUCCAUCUGAAGAGAUUCCAAGAUCAGAAAUGUAUGAGUAUUCUGCAAACACCACUGAAACUCCGCUGCAUGUUUAAUUACUCUUUGUUUUUGCUGACUGUACUGUUAUGAACUGUAAGUAUUCAAGAAAUCAUUUAAAGAAUACAUUUUAGGUUUUCUGUGUUGUCCUUAGAGUUUUCAGCCCUGCAGGGAUCUUGUUUCCAAGCAUUGUUCCUGUAUCCAGCAAGGCUAGAAGCAAAUUUAAGAAGUGGAAGCCAGCAUUUUCAUGUGAUGGCAUUAUUCCAGGAACUGGUGCUUUAAGAUAAACAGUAAAUAUUGUGAGGCUUGCAAAACAGUUACUGAUUCAUUGCUUAUACCCUGCUGAUUUCUUCAUUGUUUGAGUGUAACUCCUCUGCUGUCUCUGCAGUUGACCUCCAGUCACGUCUCCUUGGCAUGAAAAAAACACGCUGUUGUUUCCAGCAUCCAAACCUGAGGGUGACAAAUAUUAUAUUACCAGGUACAUAACCAUCCCACACAAACUAUGUCCUUCUCUGCUCCUUUCCCCAAAUUACAAGACUGGAGUGCUGAGAGUUGCAUCUGCUCACUAGGACAGGGAGAAGGUCCAGUGUCCUUCUGGUACAGGCAAGACUGACACCUAGUGACCAGACGCAUUUACUCCCAUGGGAAUUCCCUGAAGUCUGGUUCAGUGGCUUUAUUCUGAGUCUGGGAGGUUUAAACUUCAAACCGAAUAGUUCAUUUAUUUCAUCAUUGCUUUUGGCCUUUCUUUUACAUGUUUCUAGUGUACUCUUCCAAAGAGUUAAGGUAGCUCGAAAGCUUGUUCAGGGUUAGUAUUGGAGCCAUGGAAGUUUUGCACGCAGUCCCCUGGGAGCUCCGCGUUGCCGCUGCGCCGAGCAAACUGUGAGAUGGGCAAUGGCAAUCGGCGGUAAGUUCAGAGUACGGUCCUCUUGUGGGUUUUCUUUAAUAAAAUCAUGGCUGACCUUGCUGUUUGGAUUCUCUGCUCAUCCUGUUUUAAAGAAUUCAAAAUCAGACAUAAUGGGCUAUUCUCUGAGUUGCAGAAUUUUCUGUCUACUGAUGUCUGCUGACCAGGGCUGGCAUCUUAUGACGACACUGCCACCCGGAAAGUGCGACCUGCUCCUUCAUCAUGGCAGAUCCUGCUGGAAAUACUUUGAGUUCUGUGCCUUGGCAAGCUGUGUAUUGAAGAGGAAGAGUAAAACUUAGCUAAAAGACUCUUCCAGAAUGCCUCUGAUUUUUCUUUGGUUAUCCAGAUUAACAUUUGAAGAGUAUAACAUACUGCUGAGAAUUGUGUGUGACCUUUACUAAAAGGAGUAGCCAUAUAAAUUUGGGGAAACAGCCCCCACCCCCGCCACGUGAACCAAAGCAGUUUCCUCCUUGUAAGAAUAAUCAUUGACUCCAGAAGUAGACUGCAGAGGUUCUCAGUGGUUCCUCACAUUAAGGUUUCACAUGAUACCCCACACUGAAGCCCUAAAAAAGCCUUCUUGGAGCAGUCCUUUGGACUGAAGGAAUUUUUUGUCUUUUAAAUGUCUUUUGUCAUUUAAAUGUUUCUUGAAAUACUGAAAAUAAACAUUUUGGUUGAUUCA
Molecule: messenger RNA, 7913 nt
Organism: Grus americana (Whooping crane)
Lineage: Eukaryota; Metazoa; Chordata; Aves; Gruiformes; Gruidae
Gene: MRPL15
Product: mitochondrial ribosomal protein L15
Exons: 6
Coding region: 62-946 (294 amino acids)
Biological process (GO): translation
Cellular component (GO): mitochondrial large ribosomal subunit
Molecular function (GO): structural constituent of ribosome
Source: RefSeq, a predicted model, not a curated record